Acanthosepion pharaonis is the source of this 873-nucleotide messenger RNA. The record is from the annotation of a GenBank genome assembly. NCBI's taxonomy places the organism in Eukaryota, Metazoa, Mollusca, Cephalopoda, Sepiida, Sepiidae.
AUGGAAGACAAACUUCGUUUAACUGGACUGAUUUCUCCUCCUCUCUCUCUCUGUCUCUCUUUCUCUCUCUCUCUUUUCCUCUCUCUCUCUCUCUCUGUUCUCUCUCUCUCUCUCAAAAUAGCUGUUCUCCAAAUCCAUUUCUCUUCAAAUCUAUCUUUUCGGUUUUUUUCACUCUUUCUUUUCGUGCUUUCUUUUUUAAAAAUCUAUUUUGUCAUUUUUACUGUCUUGACUGCUCUCUCCGUUCCAAUAUCUCUUUCCUUCCCUCUUUUCAUUUAUGUUUUUUUCUAUCGUCUUUUUUACCUCGCAUCUCUUUUUUUUCUUGCCAGUAUUUGCUUCAAUCUUUCGUUGUUUUUCUCUUCCCGAUCUUAUGACACCCUCCACUGCUUUUUCUUUUUUCUUUUCUUUGUCUCUUAUCGAUCUUAUUACGCACUCUUUUUAGCUUCCUUUCCUUCCAUUUUUCUCUGUUAUUACACACUCUUUCACUUUCCUUUUCCCCCGUUUUCUUUUCUCUCUUAUUAUUCCCUCUCUUUCUUCAUUUCUUUUUUUUCUUUCCUCUUUUAUUACCCCAACUCUUCUCUUUCUUCUCUUCUUUCCUGUUCUCUUUUCGCAUUUAUUACUCCCGCUCUUUCCAUUACUUUUCCCUUUUUUCUUUUCUCUCUUACUACACCCUCACUUAUUCACUUCUUUCUUCUCUUUUGCACUUAUUACUCCCUAUUUAGCUUUCUUUUUCAUUCUUAUUACACGCUCUGUUUUUUCCUUUCCUUUUUUUCUUAUAGACUUAUUAUUCCCUAUUACGCUUUUUUUUCCUUUCUCAUUCUCUUUUCUCUCAUUACUCGCUCUCUUUUUCCUUUCUUUUUCUCUUUUCUCUCUUAA